Molecule: messenger RNA, 609 nt
Organism: Micromonas pusilla CCMP1545
Lineage: Eukaryota; Viridiplantae; Chlorophyta; Mamiellophyceae; Mamiellales; Mamiellaceae
Exons: 1
Molecular function (GO): S-adenosylmethionine-dependent methyltransferase activity
Source: RefSeq, a predicted model, not a curated record
CCGGCCGACAUGCCGGAUAAGAACUGGGAAGAGAUGUGGGCCGCGGGGCUGAACCCCGGGGACGCGUUCGACGCGCGAAGGGCCGAGCCCGCGCUCGCGGAUCUCGUCGAUUCCGGCGCGCUCCCGAACGGGGUCGCGCUCGUUCCUGGGUGCGGUCGCGGAUAUGCCGUCGCCGCGCUCGCGUCCAGCGACCGCGCCGUCGUCGGCCUCGAGAUCAGCGAGACCGCGAAGGCGGCGUGCGAGGCGUACCUCGCGACGUGCGGCGACGUCGUCGGCGAGCGCGCGAAGGUGGUCGUCGACGACUUCUUCGCGCACGCGCCGCGGGAGAAGUACGACCUGGUGUACGACUGCACGUUCCUGUGCGCGAUCCCGCCCGGGCGAAGGGAGGAGUGGGGGAAGCGGAUGGGCGCGCUGGUCAAACCGGGGGGGGAACUCGUGAGCUUGGUGUUCCCGAUCGGCGACUUCGAGGGCGGGCCGCCGUUCGCGCUGAGACCGAGCAUCGUGGAGGCGCUUCUGAGCGCGAACGGGUUCGAGGCGAUGUCGUUGACGGAGGUACCGGAAGCGCAGUGGGCGCGCGGGAGGCAGGAGUACCUCUACCGGUGGAGAAAG